AGACAUGCGUAGAAGUAGUUGUGCUGUGGCUUGGAAGUAUGAAGGACUCUGUGUAUAUAAAUAUGAGGCAUCCGUUGCAUAAAUAUUGAAACAUGACCGUCUUUCGACUGAUAAAUGCAGGAAUGCCUGAUGUAUGAGUUUAUCGGCUCAAAAGGUCUCAAAACGCGUUGGAGAAAUUUUGGCAAAAUUGGAGACUGAGGCAACUCGAACAACAAUGGACGAAAACUUAAGCAGAGGAUACAUACAGUUAGGGAAAGCCCGAACAGCAAAUGACUUCAGAUUUACAAAUGGUUUCAGCCAUCUCUCGCCGCCAAUUGAUAAAUGUAAUUGCAUAUAUUUUGCGCUUGUAUUGGCUGGUGUCGGAUUUCUUCUUCCUUAUAACAGCUUCAUUAUUGCCGUGGAUUAUUUUCAAGCUCGUUAUCCUGGGACUACCAUUGUGUUUGACAUGUCAUUAGUUUACAUUGUGAUGGCAUUUUUUGCCGUGCUUGCAAAUAAUGUUUUAGUUGAAACAUUGUCCUUGGACACCCGGAUCACAUUUGGUUAUCUGGUAUCAUUCAUAACAUUAUUUUUUGUAGCGGUAUGUGAAAUAUGGUGGGAAGCAUUUGGAGCAUCUACUUCAUAUACUAUAAAUCUAGUAGCUGUUGCUGUUGUUGCUCUUGGCUGCACAGUACAACAGUCAAGCUUUUAUGGGUAUACUAGUAUGCUUCCAAGCAGGUAUACACAAGCUGUAAUGGCUGGAGAAAGUGCAGCCGGAUUUCUUGUGUCCAGUAAUCGCAUUAUAACGAAGUUGCUGCUAGAUGAUCAGCGCGUGAACACUAUUAUCUUCUUUGUGAUGUCAGUGGCAAUAAUAGCAUUGUGCUUUGGACUGCAUCAGGUGGUUAAGAGGACAGAUUUUGUACAGUUUUAUAUAACUCUUUGUAGAGAAUCACGUAAGAUUGUGCUAGAGCCAACAGAGGAUGUUGGUUUGAUGGACACUUUGGAUCAAAAUGACACUGCUACAAAAAGUCAGUAUGGUGUUCUGAAGCUGCAGCAGAGUCCAUUAGCAACAGAUUCGGGCACAAGCAGCUCAGACAACAACCUAGGUGUAGGAGGCUCUGGCAGUGGAGCUUUCAGUUUCUGCAAUCCUGUGUAUGAACCCACAGGCACUGGAGUGGCAGCUACAGCAGCUGUUGGAGGCACCACUACAUAUAAAGUUGAAGAUGUUGUAGUACGCAUGCGUUCCACUUACAGUAGCCACCCAUCGACUGGGAAGGCAUGGGGAGGUUUAAAGAGAGGACUUCUUGCUAGAUGGGAGGUUGCAAAAACAAUAUGGCCUUACAUGCUGUCUAUUGGCCUUGCAUAUUUUGUUACUCUCUGUCUGUAUCCUGGCAUUGAAUCUGAAAUUGUGAGCUGCACACUAAAAAGUUGGAUGCCAGUUGUUCUCAUGGCCAUCUUCAAUGCUGCAGAUUUAGUAGGAAAAGUCCUGGCAUCUAUCCCAUAUGACUGGUCACGCACACAGCUUAUUGUUUUUGCAUGGGUUCGAACAAUGCUGGUCCCACUGCUUCUCUUGUGUACAACUCCACGUGGAAGCCCUGUUAUUUCUGGAGAAGGCUAUCCAAUGUUAUUCUCACUGAUACUGGGAAUCACAAAUGGAUUAGUGGGAAGUGUACCUAUGAUUCAGGCUCCUAGCAGAGUCUCAGAAGAACACCGUGAACUAACUGGUAAUAUCAUGACUUUAUCGUACAACAUUGGACUGACUGCAGGCUCACUUGUUGCCUAUCUACUUGAUGCAAUAAUAGGGCCACCACUACCAGGCAAUGGAUGUAAAAUUCACACUCAUUAUCAGAACAGAUCAAGAGCAACACUGGUGUCAAGUGUCACUAAAGCAAACCAUAAUAUUACAAGCACAGUUCCAACAACACUCUUGUCCUCUGUUGCCGGUGCCACUGAAUCUUCAGCAGCAAAUGUCAGUACUCUUUUGCUAGCUACCGUUACUAGUACUGUAAUAGCCUCUGUUUCUCAGGUAGUAAAUAUGCCUACAUCUGAGUCACCUGUUCUGAACUAUGGAAAUGUGUCAACAGGAUUUUCAACAUCUUUAGAGCCUUUCUAGUUUAUUCUUCAUGCUCCAAAAGCAAGGGUUGUCUAGCAUGAUAACUAAUGUGUAUUAAUAGUGUGUCCAAACUGCAGUUUUUUGAGAGAGACUGAUCAUAUUUUUUGUCUUCCUAUCAUUAUCUCACUUUUCCAGGUUUACAUGCAUAUUAGUUGAUGUGCUGAUAUUGAUUUCUUAUUUGAAAGAUAUACAAUAGAAAUAUUGCAGCAGUUUGAUAUAUGUUGAGUAAUGUUUCCUUUCAGAUUUUUAAAAUGUGCAUUAUAUGGAAUUAGUUCAGUCUCUCAAGUUAUUGUUGGCAUUAAAGUACUGUACAAAGCAGAAAAGAAGAACAAAAUUACUAUGUUUUGAUGAAUCCUUUUAUUUUUGCAAUAUAAAUUUAGAACACUUUUAUCAUUACAAAAGUACAGUGUUCAGUCCAAAAGGUUAUGUUUUGUAUAUAUGUCCAACAUUCAGUUGGUGUAGUACCCAAGUUAUUAGGUACAGACAGAAUAUGGUACAUUUAAUUAAUUGUAAACAGGAGUUCUGCUGCCUGCCAUUUACAUAGCUGUAAUUGUAUUUUUAUUUUUUUUACUUUUAUUUUAAUUUUUUGAUUUAUUGUGGUUUAUGAGUAAAAAAUAAGUUUAACAUCUAGCACAAGAAGUCUUAUGAGCAGAGCAUUUUUUCAGGUAUUUAAUAUUUUGGAAUCCAUCCAUUUGUGUCUAGGCUGCCAAUCUCUCUCUCUCUCUCUCUCUCUCUCUCUCUCUCUUUCUGCCUGUGUGUGUGUGUGUGUGUGUGUGUGUGUGUGUGUGUGUGUGUGUGUGUGUGUGUGUGUGUGUGUGUGUGAGAGAGAGAGAGAGAGAGAGAGAGAGAGAGAGAGAGAGAGAGAGAGAGAGAGAGAGAGAGAGAUAUGGAAGAGUGGGAGGUAUUCUUCAUGUGUCUCAGAAGUUAGCAAACCUGACUAAAAACAGUUUUUCUCUGUUGGUCCUUCUCUUAUAAAUUCUUCAACUAUUGUCACAAAGGCAUUUUCAGUACAAAAAUUAAUAUAGGUUUGUACCUUUAGACAGAACAUUGGAAAUUUAUUUUUAGACAUGAAGUUAAAGACUUUAUAAAUAAUAAUGAUGAAGUACUGAGCAGAAACAUAGCAAGAAAUAAAUCAGAAUGUGCCACUAAAAGUUUUAAUAUCCACAGAUAUUGAAAAAUUAGAUUGCCUCUACCAUUAAUAAUGAAGUGGAAAAAAAAAAAAAAAGAGAGAGAGAGAGAGAAGAAGAAGUUGAAUAUUGCAAAGUUGUCAGAGAAGAAAUGAUUCAAGACCCUCACUUAAGAAUGGUGUACAAGAAGUGGCAAAACAGCCUUUCACAUACCCUGAUAUUUUGUAAGCAUUUCACUGUUACUGCUUUAAGUUAGUGUCUAAUUAAAGAAAACCAGACUAUUUUGUCUGUCUUUAUAUUGUGUAUAUGCAUAGGGAAGACUAUGUCACCUCUCUCUUUGUCCAGUGUUAGAAAUUUUUUACUGCUUGUAAUAAGUCUGUGAGGUUAGCUCUGACAAAAAAUUAGUAAAAGAUAUGUGUCAGUAAAUGUAUUUUGUUGUGCCUUUUUGUCAUAGUACAUGACACAGUGGUGAUUUAUAUUUUAUUCUUCUGUUUUUAUAGUUCUCACAUGACUAUUGAGAUAACACAAAUAUUACUAUUGAAAAAUAUUGACUAAUGCCAACAGAGAAAGCUACUUGUUUGAAUUUCAAUAUGAAAAUUGAUAAUAAACUGAAUUUAAAUUGUUAAAGAUGGGUAGUUUGCAACUUUUUGUUCCUUUUUCCCCUAUUAAAAAUUUACCAACAUAUAUUUUUGUGACUGGCUUCAUUUCUUGCUAAACUUGUAUGCAUUAUUUUAUCCAUUUAUGGACUAAAUUUUUAGAUGUACAGUAUCAUCAUUACAGAAUACGUAUAGGUUGGUCUCCACUUUGUACCAGUUUCUGUUGUUGACUAACAUAAAUAUUUAAUUAUGCCCAGUUUCUCAUAUGUAAUGUUGAAUAUCUCUACACUAAAUAAUACCCUGUUCUUGGUGAUGUACAUGUACAGUAAUUGUAGUGAACAUGUAUUUGCAGCUGUCUGUUACCUUUCAUUUGUCAUUACUCAUAUCAGUUAAUGUUAUCAUCAUCAUCACAACCACCAUCAUCAUUAACUACUACUACUACUACUACUACUACUACUACUAUUACUAUUUGUGUCAUUAACAUUGUUGUAUUUAUGCAGAACUAGAUGUAAAUAGGUUAAAAUUGACCCACACAGUAUAUUUUGAAAAUCUAGUUUAAUUUAUUUUUUAUAUAUUAGUGAAGCAUUUCAUCAUGAAUGAACCAAAUGUGUGCUUUUUUGAUGGUGUCAGAUGUAUAAAAUAUGCUGCUUCUUAGUCUGAUAUGUCUGGUUUGUAUCUGCUUGAUAUACUGUAAAUCUUUACCAUAUCAUGAAAAGAGCCAUGUCAACAUGUUUAAAACAAAUGUAACUCUGUUUUCUGUCAACAACAUGGCUCUCUUUUUGCAUCAACAAAGCACUAAAUAAUACCAUGUUCUUGGUGAUGUAUAUGUACAGUAAUUGUAGUGAUCAUGUAUUUGCUUUGUCACAUAGUUAAUAUACAUAAAAACCAUUGUGUGUCUCUAGCUAAAAAUUUAAGUGAAUCUUCUUCAGCAUUAAAUUGUGUAACAUUUUGAACAGCUAAUGAAAGUACAACCAAGCCAAAGAUACAUACACAUAUAUAUAAAUAUGUAAUGCAAUGGGCAAUAAAGUAAAUGAAUUGCACUUAA
Molecule: messenger RNA, 4857 nt
Organism: Schistocerca cancellata (South American locust)
Lineage: Eukaryota; Metazoa; Arthropoda; Insecta; Orthoptera; Acrididae
Gene: Ent3
Product: equilibrative nucleoside transporter 4
Exons: 10
Coding region: 134-2089 (651 amino acids)
Biological process (GO): nucleoside transmembrane transport
Cellular component (GO): plasma membrane
Molecular function (GO): monoamine transmembrane transporter activity; nucleoside transmembrane transporter activity
Source: RefSeq, a predicted model, not a curated record